This is a messenger RNA of Phaedon cochleariae (mustard beetle), 807 nucleotides long. Lineage: Eukaryota; Metazoa; Arthropoda; Insecta; Coleoptera; Chrysomelidae. The record is from the annotation of a GenBank genome assembly.
AUGAGUGAUCUUACCAAGGAAUAUGUUGCCAAAAUGUUUCACGACCUGACUACCCAAAUCCAGCUUCAAAAUAAUCAGCUUGCCACGCAGAUAAGUGAUCUGAGAGAUGAACUGAAAAAUUUCAAGGGGCAUGUUGUCAAUAACAUAAGAAACCUGGAAGAGCAGAAUGAAGGUUUGAAGCUCGAAACUCAAGCUCUGAAAGAAAGAUUACAGAACACUGAACGCAAGGCGAAGAAAUAUAAUCUUAUAAUCUAUAACCUUCCUGGAACUAAUCCUUGCAGUCUAGUUGUUAAGCUAUUCCGAGACAAUUUGAACGUUAACUGUCAAGAGGAGGACUUCAGGGAUGUCUAUAGAUUCAACUCAACGAAUGAGAACAAAAAGCCAGGACCAAUUUUGGUUGAAUUCGUAUCCAAUAUACUUAAAACAAAAAUUCUUAGUGAGGCGAAAAAGUUGAAAAAUACUGGAAUUUAUAUCUCUCUUGACUAUACUCCUGAGGACUACCAGAGAAAGAAAGUUCUUCUUGCGUAUCAGAAGACCGUCAGAAGUAAAGGAAAGACAGCUAGCAUCAAAGGACAGUCAUUGGUAAUCGAAGGAAUAACUUAUACACUUGAUGAACUUACAUCGAAUGAAGAGUCAGUGGCCGUAGCCGACUUAGACGAACGUACUGGAAGCAAACAGUUAGAUGAUACUGUCUUCAAAGUAGACUCGAAGAAACGUAUCCAAGAAAGUCAACAACAGGCAGAGGAAUAUCAACCAAGAAAGCAGAAAUACCUUAGAUCUACGUCUACCUCUAAGAAAUCAAAAUAG